AUGUGGGAGUUUAGGUCUAUGUCUUUCUGGCGGGCAGUGUUUGCCGAGUUCUAUGGCACCAUGUUCUUUGUAUUUUUUGGGCUUGGGGCCGCCCUCCGCUGGACUACGGGGCCCCAUAAUGUCCUCCAUGUUGCCUUUUGCUUUGGACUGGCGGCUGCCACCCUUAUCCAGUCCAUCGGCCACAUCAGUGGAGGACACAUCAACCCAGCUGUUACCUUUGCCUACCUGAUCGGAUCCCAGAUGUCCCUUUUCCGCGCCUUCUUCUACAUCACGGCUCAGUGUCUGGGAGCACUGGCUGGUGCUGCUGUGCUGUACGGGGUCACACCCAGCAAUAUGAGGGGGAAUCUGGCACUCAACACGGUAAGAUCACCUCCAAGUCAAUUAAAUACCCCAUCUGGAUUAAGCUGCUGUACAACAAAUGUGACGUUUCUGAAUUGCAGUUUUGUCAGCUAUGUCUUGAGAAAGCUAAAAACAAUGUGUAUUGUGUGUUGUUAAUGUCUGUGCUUCCAGUUGCAGCCAGGUAUCAGCCUGGGCAUGGCCACCACCAUGGAGAUCUUCCUCACCCUGCAGCUUGUCGUCUGCGUCUUCGCUGUGACUGAUGAGCGGCGUAACGGACGCCUUGGCUCUGCUGCCCUGGCUAUCGGUUUUUCUGUGCUCAUGGGACAUCUUCUCGGGGUAAGAACCAGACGGAGCGUUUGUAAACAUUUUCAAGACUCGCAGGAAUCCAACAAGGAUCUAUGAUUGUACUCUUCAACUUUUCUCUAUUUAUGACAUGCAAUAGAUAUACUACACUGGAGCAGGGAUGAACCCAGCCAGGUCCUUCGCCCCUGCUGUCCUGGUCAGGAAUUUUGUCAACCACUGGGUAAGAUCUUUAUAUAUACAGUUUUUUAAUAUAUAUAUAUACCACAUUUACCUAGCAUCUACAGUAUAACUUGGCUAACACAUCCUCUGUCAUCUGUGUCGAUGGCAGGUGUACUGGGUGGGCCCCAUGAUCGGAGGUGCCAUGGGUGCUCUGCUGUAUGACUUCAUGCUGUUCCCUCGUAUGCGUGGCCUCUCAGAGAGGCUCGCCACGCUGAAGGGCACCCGGCCCCCAGAGGCUGAGGGCCAGCAGGAGACCAGGGGAGAGCCCAUUGAGCUGAAAACACAGGCCCUAUAA
Xyrichtys novacula (pearly razorfish) is the source of this 1156-nucleotide messenger RNA. Lineage: Eukaryota; Metazoa; Chordata; Actinopteri; Labriformes; Labridae. The record is from the annotation of a GenBank genome assembly.